CAUUAUAUUUAAAAGUAUACUCAGUUAAAGUUUUUCUAUAAUUCGGUAAUGAUUACCUGAUUCCAAACCGUUCAAAUCCACAUAACCUCAAAAUCAAAACAAAUCGAAAUGGCAACAAAAUUCAACCCCGCAGCGUACAAUUUUCGCAAAAAAUGCCCUUUCGUGAGCAAGGACCUGCUCCGCUGGUUCCCAGGGCACAUGAACAAGGGCUUGAAACAAAUGCAGAGGAAGUUAAAGUCAGUCGAUUGUGUGAUUGAAGUUCACGACGCAAGAAUACCUUUUACAGGUCGAAAUCCUAUAUUUACGAAUACUUUAACGGGUGCCAAGCCUCACAUACUAGUUCUAAAUAAGAAAGACUUGACUGUAAGUUCAUUAAUACCCCGGAUAAAGGAGCAGUUAAAGGCAGAGGAGGGAGUGCAAAAUAUAGUGUUUACUAACAGUAAAGACCAAAGUUGCCGUGGUUUGAAGACCUUACGGCCGCUGAUGGUUGAUCUUAUUAAAGAUUCGAAUAGAUAUAACAGAAGCGAAGAGUCCGACUACAAUGUAAUGAUCAUUGGUGUCCCAAACGUGGGCAAAUCAUCGUUAAUCAACAUGCUGCGCUCAAGGAACAUGGGCAUCGGGCAUGCGUUGCCGGUCGGCGCGGUGGCCGGUGUCACCCGCAGCGUCCUGAUGAAGAUCAGGAUCAACAAUAAUCCUAAUAUAUUCAUGUUGGACACUCCUGGCAUCCUAGAGCCCUCAGUGACGGAGGUAGAGAUGGGUUUAAAGCUAGCCCUGUGUGGUAAUCUCCUAGAUCACCUCGUAGGCGAGGAGGCCAUCGCGGACUACCUACUCUACUGGCUCAACAAGCAUAGCUGUUUCAGUUAUGUGGACUACAUGGGGCUGAUAGAACCCUGUGACGACAUUAACAAGGUACUAAUAUCCGGUGCAGUGAAGUUCAACCGUAUCCGCCGGACGCGCGACUUCGACGGCACGAUGCGUGACGUGCCAGACUUCAUCGAGGUCGCUCGGACUAUGAUCAAGGCCUUCCGCACCGGGGAGCUCGGCAGGACGGUGCUGGACAUAGAGCUGCUGAAGGACUGUAAGAGGAAAGAGGACCUUAUGGCGUAGGAGGUAGAGUCGAGAUUC
Molecule: messenger RNA, 1125 nt
Organism: Cydia amplana
Lineage: Eukaryota; Metazoa; Arthropoda; Insecta; Lepidoptera; Tortricidae
Product: mitochondrial GTPase 1
Exons: 4
Coding region: 109-1107 (332 amino acids)
Biological process (GO): mitochondrial translation
Cellular component (GO): mitochondrion
Molecular function (GO): GTPase activity; GTP binding
Source: RefSeq, a predicted model, not a curated record